AUCAAACUGGUAAAAAUAACCUAACCUGUAAUUGUCAAGAUUUAUGAUAACAUAAAAAAUAAUAGAAAUAAAUCAAUGUCCAACAUUAAGUGAUAAAGAUUUGUGUAUAGUGUAUAUUCUUUUUAUUCUAGUUCUGUCUUCUUAAAUUUGUCGUUAGUGCAUUCUAGAAAAAAUCAAAAUGUUAUCGAUCAAGAGAUUACCGACACUAUCCACUGCUAAGAUUCAAUCAAAGUUUCAUUUAGACUUUCGAAAAGUAAUACUCGAGAAGCAAAGUACGAAGAACUUCCACGACAAUCUAAUUCAUUUGUGUAAAUCUGUAACAGCUUUGCGCCAGAUAAAUAGUAAAUCUAUACAUCCACAGCAAAAGCAACUACAUGCAGAAAUUAAAGCUGCAUGCCAUUUACUGGAAAGAUCACAUAUACCUGGUUUGAGAACAUUGGCUCACAGUGCAAUAUGUGGUACUCGAAGGUUCCAUACAUCAUCUAACAAUUUCAACAAGGAUGAUGAUAAGCAGGAUAAAGACAAAAAGAAAAGUGAUGAAGAUAACAAUGUACCAUCUCUACUUGUGAAAGCUGCAUUUUGGAUGCUUACUACAAGUAUCCUUGUAAUACUUAGUUCUCUUUUGGUUCCUGGAGACAACACCCAAAAUGAGAUGGUGCGCUAUGUUUCUUGGAAUGAAUUCGUUUACUCAAUGCUUUCAAAAGGCGAAGUAGAGGAGCUCAUAGUUAGGCCAGAUAUUGAAGUGGUCACUAUCAUCCUACACGAGGGUGCAAUAAUCAAGGGGAAAAAGGCUACGCAUCGUGUAUACCACAUGAAUGUUGGAGAUAUUCACAGAUUCGAGGAGAAACUACGAGAAACUGAAAACAGUCUAGGUGUUAAAGAAGGUGUCCGAGUGAUCUAUGACAGGAAUGGAAGUGUAGCUGGCAAAAUAAUCGCUAGCAUACUUAUUGCUGCAGUUAUUUUGUCAUUUUUGUACUCUACAAGGACUAUGAAAAUGAACAUGAGCCUUGGUGGCUUUAAUCAGCUUGGUCGCGCGAAAUUCACAUUAGUGAACUCCAUGACUGGACAAGGCAAAGGGGUAAAGUUUGAAGAUGUAGCUGGCCUUAAGGAAGCAAAAGUAGAAAUUAUGGAGUUCGUGGACUACCUUAAGAGACCGGAGCACUAUAAAAGUUUGGGUGCCAAGGUACCAAAAGGAGCUCUAUUACUCGGCCCGCCCGGAUGCGGCAAGACGUUACUGGCGAAAGCUGUGGCCACAGAAGCUAAUGUACCUUUUCUGUCUAUGAAUGGUUCAGAAUUCAUUGAGAUGAUAGGGGGCCUAGGAGCUGCAAGAGUCAGAGACCUGUUCAAAGAGGCCGCGUCUCGUGCGCCUUGCAUAGUGUACAUAGACGAGAUGGACGCCGUAGGGCGCGCGCGCUCGUCGUCGGGCGCGUCCUUCGGGCCCGGCGGCGGCGAGGGCGAGCAGACGCUCAACCAGCUGCUGGUCGAGAUGGACGGCAUGAAGAGCCGCGAGGGGGUCGUCGUGCUCGCCUCCACUAACAGAGCUGAUGUGCUCGAUAAGGCUUUACUCCGCCCUGGCCGCUUCGACCGCCACAUCCUGAUUGACUUGCCAACAUUGAUAGAACGUGAAGAAAUAUUCGAGAGGCAUCUCAAGAGCAUCGUCCUGGAGGAUUUGCCGAGUCACUACGCCAAACGAUUAGCAUACCUAACGCCGGGUUUCAGCGGGGCGGACAUCGCCAACGUGUGCAACGAGGCGGCGCUGCACGCCGCGCGCCACAAGCAGAACAUCGUGCGCGCCGCCGACUUGGAAUACGCGGUCGAACGGGUUGUUGGUGGUACCGAGAAGAGGAAUCAUUCGAUGUCUCCGGGUGAAAAGAAAAUAGUGGCAUACCACGAGUCAGGGCACGCGCUGGUGGGGUGGCUGUUGGAGCACACUGACGCCUUGCUCAAGGUGACCAUCGUGCCUCGCACUAACAUGGCAUUGGGCUUUGCGCAGUACACCACCUCGGAUCAGAAGCUGUAUUCUAAGGAGGAGCUAUUUGAUCGGAUGUGCAUGGCGCUCGGAGGCCGAGCUGCGGAAGCCAUCACCUUCAACUCAAUCACAAGCGGAGCACAAAAUGAUCUCGAAAAAGUCACCAAGAUAGCUUAUGCUCAGGUUCGUGUUUACGGGAUGUCUUCAACAGUCGGUCUGGUGUCCUUCCCCGACCUCAAAGAGAGAGGCAAGAGCCCCUUUAGCAAAACGCUGAAGAAUCUUAUUGACCUGGAAGCGAGGAAACUGGUAGCCCAAGCGUAUUACAGGACUGAAGAGAUCCUCAGAACUAACCAGGAUAAACUGAAAGCCUUGGCCGAAUCGCUACUCGUCAAGGAGACGCUGAACUUCCAAGAGGUCCAAGCAAUACUGGGACCUCCACCUUUUAAGGGGAAAAAGUUUAUCGAGCCGGUCGAGUUUGAAACGAACCUAAGAAGUUUAGAAGCUGCAGCGACGGCCGAGGAGAGCUCAAACAUCGGAGCGCCGUCUGCCAAGCCGGAACCGGGUCCACAACAGCAUAAUACGCAGAAUUAGUUUUGAAAAGUGCUAGUCUGAUACGCAAUUAUAAAUGUAUUAUCUAUGCCUAUGCUUUCAUUCUUUUGAACUAUGAUGUUGAUGAUGAAAUGAUACAUUAUUGACUCUGCGCUCUUGCGAAAGUAACCUUCAGGUACAUUGACCCUCUGGCCAAGCUCGGAAAGCAUGCGCUAUUCUUAUGAAUCAUACUGUAUGACAUUAAUGCCUUUUUUUAUUUACUAUUUAAAAUGCCAUUUGUUGAUAGAUACUUUGAUUCUUAUAAUAAGUGUUAUGAGAUUUUGUCUGUAUUUGAGUGACCGGUUAAAUACUUACCUACAUAUCAUCGUCCAGUGGGGCUAUUUGACUCGAGUAUUUUAUGUCAUUCAUUGUCCAACGCUUACUAUGGUAUUGAAUGUUUUUGGUUAGAUAUCAUACAUCCUCACUUGAAGGUAAAAGUUAUUACGUUAGAGAGAGGAUGUAUUUUAUCUAACGUAAUUACGUGUUGAAUAUGUUAUUAUUACUGAAUAACACAGGAGUUCAUCAUAAUACAUGUCUGCAGAAGGAAUUUACGCAACUUAGCCAACUGUUCCCACAUGACGAUAUUUUUUAUCAUCGCACGUAACGGCUGGCCUAGUUGUGAAACGAUAUAAAUGUCCAUUUCAUUUAAGGAAACUUGUUUAUUCACAGUAAAGAGGGUAAGACACACAGGGCAAACACCGAUCCUUUGACAUUGUUUUAGAUAGCUUAAGUAUAUCAAGAAAUUACAAGGUAGUACCGAAAGAUACAGAAGACUACACAUUAAAUUGUGUAGGUACAAUUGAGUAAUUAUUAACUAUAAAACCUUAUGUUAACACAGGGUUACCUGAAUAUUAAUAUCAAAUAAAUCGCAGUCUUCAAAAUGUAAUUAAACAUUAAUAAGUCGUAAUUGGACACCUAUUCCCAUAUUUCACACUGGAUUAACAUACAUUAAUUAAAAUAUAAAUUCGAAGGUCAAGUUCAGUACAGCUACCUUCCUCGAGUUUUAUGGCCGUAAGCUCGAGUAUAAAAUAGGUAAGUAAAGUCGGGCAUUCUUGGCUAAUACUACGUUUUUUUAGAAUUUGAAAGAACGUUACAAUUAAUAUAAUCUGAAUUCUGUACUAAGUACAUUUUACUUCAAAAUUAUAACCGCGUAACUAAUUUAGAACCUCUUGGUUACAUCUGCGGAGUAAUUUUUAAUGCGAUAAAACCGCUAGCCGACUGAAAAUAAUAAGUUAAUUGUAAAAUAAAAUAAAAACAAGGAUGUAAAGAAAUAUUUAUUUACAAAAAUAAUUAAGUACCACAUCAUAGUUGUUGCAAUUUUAAAGACUACAUUGAAUGUUAGUCACAUAAUUAAUUAUCACCACGGGGAGGAGUAAACCUAUAAAACAUAAUAUAUAGUUGAAUCAUCGAGAGCGUGGAAUUGCAUAUGUAGUAGUAUUGUUUGUUUACAGGCAUUCUAUAUUCGAAUUUUCUAUUUUCUUGUACUAUCAGCAUACAAAGAGGUUGUUAUAUAUAUAUCGAAGAACUAAAAACAAAAAUAAUGUCAGUGUGAAAUUGUCAAUAUUAUUUACGUUGUGCGUAUAUUUUUAACUCUGAUUUGAUUGUAUUCUCAAUUAAUUAUUGUGUCCGCCCGUACGACUACGAAUAAUUUUUAUAUUUAAAAAAAAUAUGGCUGUAAGUAAUUUUGGUCCUAUUGAGAGUCAAAGUAAGCAAAUAAUUUUUAACUGUUAUAAAUAUUUUGAACUUGAACUGACGAAAAAUUUAAACUUGCCUUACACCGCUGCCCAGUUAGUUGAAAAAGCUACAGGUGUUUGUCUCUCUUCUGUUUAUAACAUUGUGACUGAGAGCAACAGCGAGAAAUUCGCAACAACAAAGAAAUUCACCUCCCCGAAGAAUAAAAAGUUGCGUCCUUGUCCGUCAUCAGCAGUAGACGAUUUUGAUCAGGAAGUCAUCCGGAGAACUAUAUACAAUUUUCAUCUGUCCCAUAAGCAAUUUCCAACCUUAAAGGGACUCCACUCUGUGUUAAAAUCCGAUAUAGAUUACAAAUUUGGCAUUUCGACCUUACGAAAACAAAUACAAAAAUUAGGAUUUAAAUGGCAAAAGACCGAGGACAACCAAAAAUAUUAAUGGAAAAACAAAACAUACGACUGCUAAGAAUAAAUUACCUUACCAAAAUUGCGGAAUAUCGAUCUCAAGAUAGACCACUAGUUUAUACUGAUGAAACCUACAUCCACACUUCACAUGUGUCCGGAGAAGCUUGGACCGAUGGAACAGAAUUUGGUGUAAAAAAACAAAUCAGUACAGGCCAGUGGUUAAUAAUAGUGCACGCAGGAGGAAAAGAUGGUUUUAUUCCCAACGAUUUGUUAAUGUUUAAGGCAAACCAAAAAACGGGAGAUUACCAUGACCAGAUGAACUUUGUCAACUACGAAAAAUGGUUAAAAGAAAAAUUAAUACCGAACCUCACCGAAUAGCGUACUUAUCGUGGAUAAUGCGUCCUAUCACAACAAACUUUUGAAUCGUGCUCCAACGUCAAAUUCUAAUAAACAAGAAAUGAUGGAUUGGUUGACAGAACACAACAUUUCGUAUAACUGGUUGAUGUACAAAACCAGUUUGUAUGAAUUAAUUAAACAAAAUAAAGAGCGGUUUCGCGAGUACCACAUAGAUGCAAUUUUAAAAGAACAUGGCCACUCCGUAUUACGAUUGCCACCGUAUCACCCGACAUUCAAUCCGAUCGAAAAUAUUUGGUCCAUGGUAAAAGGAUAUGUAGCAAAAAGAAACGUUUCAUUAAACAUGCAAGGCAUUAUGAGUUUAGCAACUGAACGAAUGAAUACCAUCACUGCUGAGGACUGGGAAAAUAUUUGUCACCACGUCGAAAGUGAUGAAAAUAAAUAUCGAUGUCAGGAAGGAGAAAUGGAUCAAAUAACAGACAAUUUUAUUAUCAAUACUUGUGACAGCUCAGAUGAAGAACAUGAUAGCGAAUAAAAGAAAAAAACAGAGGACUACUACUUAUUCCACUUCUUGGGUAUGUCAUUUUAUUAAGUUAAGAGAAAAUUAUUCUCCUUUUGUUGCAAACGGUACAACCACUACAAAUGCAAUUCCAUCUUCUCGAUAAUUCAACUAUACCUACAAAAAAUAAUAUGAUAGAUAUGCAACGAGAUGAUCUGUUUAUUUCAUUCGAACAGGAUUCAUGUCAACAGAUUUUUCAAUUAAGGGUGUAAUCUUUUUUCCAACACGUAGUAUGAUUUUUACAUUCGUAAAAGCUUGACUGCUGUAUAUUUUAAGGUGUAUUUUUUUAUUGUUAUAAUUUAUUAGCUGUAGGAUUUAUAUAAGUAUAUAAAAUAGUUUUCCUUUAAAAGUUUAACAAAAGAUAACAAAAAAAAAUUGAAAAUAUGAAACAAUUUGGAACAUAGGUAUAGUAAUUAGACUAAAAUGCCUCUCUUGGCUUACUCCGCUUAUCGUUUUCAAUCAUAAGGACAUAGCGACCACAAAUAUGGGUAAGUACGGUAUAGAAUUAGUAAUUAAGAAGAAGAUAUAGUUAGAAGAGUCAACAUUUCUACCGUAUCUAAUAAGAUACAGAUACUUUGUAUAGUAGAGAUCCGAGGGCGAUCAAACGCAGCAGAUAAUUCGAUUUCAAUUAUUGUGAUAAAUAUGUUUAUUUACAUUUCGCUAAAUAUCUUUAAAAAAAAUCUUUAUUUUCAAUGGAGAGGUAAGUUGUACAAUCAGUCUCGGUUACGAUCUCUAUAUUUGGAGAUUAUGGUGCUCCGAGGUAUUUGUGGCCGCUGUGCACCUACAGAGCUAUCGAUAACAGUUGCAUCUGUAAAAUAUUAUAUAAUAACAAAAUUGAACAUUUUCCAGUUAACAAUAUUGAUUUAUUUGAUACCUCCUAUUUUUGGUAAUAACGCAGAUAUAUUCCGUGCCGUACUAAGAGACAUCCGGAUAAGCAUAACGUUAUUAGGAUGAUGUUAGUGUUAUUAAUUAUACAGUCAUGUUAUAAUUACCUGUGUUAUACAGGCUGCUUUUAUAUGAAUGUAAAAAUCCGUGCAAACCAGAUGUCUGUCAGUAGGGCGAUACAGCACAACGACUUGACGUGGUGCGCUAAACAAAUACUUAAAACAAAAAAAAUACAAUCGUUAAUUUCAUUAAUAAAUAAAAUUAGUCACGUAACCGUUAUUUAUCAAUCUUAUCAAUGUAUUUUCCCUUAACACUUAGUGUACUUUGAAAGUAGUCGAAUUUCUGUUGACUAGGAAUUAUGUAGGAAUUAUUUUUUAUAUAAGUAAAGAUUUUGCCUUUUCAUUUUCUGUUUUGCUACAUGACACGACACUUAUAUAUUUUAAAUGUGUAGGAUUAUUCGUCUAUUACUGGCCACCUUCCAAUAACUGGACACUUUAUACUAAAAUGGCUAAAAUAAUCAUUAUAUUUAUUCACAUGAUUCAAGUAAACCCAAUAGGUAACAUUAAUCAUGGAAAUUGACUUGAAUUGUGUGAAUAUUAAACAGAAUCUUUUUUAGUAGGUACCUAUAUAAGGUUUCCAUUUAUUGAAAGAUAGCCAGUAAUAGACGAUUUACCCUAUACUGGACAGCGCUGAAAUCUUACAGAUGACAAUCUGACAUGAGUGCUAUAGUUGAGUGUAUAAAGUGUAAAAAAAUCGUGAUAUUUGGCUAUCAGCAUAGCAACAUACCGAACAGUAUUUUGUCAUGGCACGUCACUUGAACAUCUCUAAUUAAGGAUAACGUAAGAUAAAUGUAAUUUGAAACAAGAUUUGAUUGAACAAUUCUACCCGUUCUGGAUAUUGAGAUUACAUACAUAAUUAUAAUUAUUGAAGUUAACUAUUACGCAACUGGACUGCGCUCCAGAACUCGAAGUGGGGUGUCAAAACCGAAAAGUGAGACAGGUCGGGGUAUAAUCGGCUAAGCAAUUGACACGGUCGAACAUAAGGUACAAACAAACCCACAAUUCUGACGGUUAAAAUCAUAACCGUUCCCGUACAUAUUUGGGUAAAAUAAUUUUUAAGAAAAAAAAACCGACUUCUAUGGGGCCCGGUGAAAGAUUAUGGUAGAUGGUGCACUAUGUAGAAAAGGAGGUAAAACGAGUACUUUCUAGUAGCAUUUCGUUUCCGUAAGGGUCGUAGUUCUAGCCUAACCUAACCCACUUCUCUGAUAGCAGUUCGGUUCUGUGAGGAUCGCAGUUCGAACCUAAUCAAACCCACUUUUCUAGUAGCAUUUCGUUUCUGUAAGACUCGCAGUUCUAACCAAACCUAACCCACUUUGUUCGGUUCUGUGAGGAUCGCAGUUCAAACCUAACCUAACCCACUUAACGGCGCAUGCGGUGCGGUGUACGGGAGUUUGAGCGGGAGGGGUUUGGCAUCAUCAUACCCACAUUUUAUGGUAGGUAAUCAUAGUGGUUUAUUUAGUUUAGGUAUCAUAGUGGUUUUCCGGGUCAAGGUCCGGGUCUCUGAGUCAGAGUCCGGGUCCGAGUCCCGG
Messenger RNA from Cydia fagiglandana, 8036 nucleotides. It is a transcript of the gene Spg7, whose product is annotated as paraplegin. Gene Ontology annotation, biological process: mitochondrial protein processing. The transcript has 15 exons. Gene Ontology annotation, cellular component: membrane; m-AAA complex. Gene Ontology annotation, molecular function: ATP binding; metalloendopeptidase activity; ATP-dependent peptidase activity. Lineage: Eukaryota; Metazoa; Arthropoda; Insecta; Lepidoptera; Tortricidae. The record is from RefSeq and is a predicted model, not a curated record. Bases 179 to 2560 code for a protein of 793 amino acids.